UGGGCAGAGGCAGGCCGAGGGGUGGGUCCUCCGGCAGCAGAAAGGAAAAGCCCACCUUCUCUCAUUGUUAAGGACGCGGUGGAAUGUGAUGGUUUGAUUUCCAAAAGACCAGGGAGGGGAACAUCCGAGAGGGGAGGAAAAAAAAAAAAAGACCAACGAAAGAAAAGUGAGUGAAAACGGGAAAUCGAACAGGCUCCCCCCUCUCCUCCCCCCCGUCGCUGUCAGAAAAUGUGGACCAACUUGUGCCGCGCGCCGUGAACCGGACCGCCCGCGUGAGCCUCGACCCGACUGAAGUUGUGGAUUUAAGCGUUCUCCGAGCCGGCGGUGUCUCUCUGAGGAUGGAGAAUCUGUGGAGAGGAACCUGACCUGCUGUGGAAUACCAGAUGCAGCUUAAGAAAAAUGACAGACCUGUCUGCUAAACACCACUCUGAGGAAACUUUGAAGUCUUAAGGAGACACACAACAAGACCAACGGCCAAAAAACGGACGAGCAAAGCAUUUCCUUGAAAGCCUUCAAGUCUUUUUAUCACUGCCACACAGAUGUGGAACCCCCAUCGCUCUGUCAUCAAAUAAUCUGGACUCUAAAAAAAAAACCCCAACCAGUGUAUUGCAAAGAUUUUUCGAGCCAUGUCUGAUCAUAAGGACAUGACGCAUCGCCACUUGAGGCACAAGCUGCAGAGUCUCAGCCGCAGACUGGAUGAACUGGAAGAAGCAACCAACAAGCUGCAGAAGUCAGAGGAUGAAUUGCUUGACCUGCAGGACAAAAUCAUCCAAGCAGAGGGCAGCAACUCUUCACUACUUGGGGAUGUGGAGGGCUUGAGGAAACGUCUCCUGAAGAUCCAGGGCAAAGAUGAGGAAGUACGCAAAGCCGAAGACCUUUGUCGCACAGUUCGAGAAAAACUGGAAGAGGAAGAGAGCCUCACCAAGGAGCUGAAGGCAGAGAUUGAGCGUCUUCAGCGGAGGAUGGCCGAGCUAGAGAAACUGGAAGAAGCUUUUGCUAAGAGCAAGUCUGACUGCAGCCAACUCUGCCUUAGCCUCAAUGAGGAAAAGAACUUGACUAAGAAGCUCUCGUCUGAAUUGGAAACACUCAAAACCCGUUUAAAGGAGGUAGAGGGGUCUGAGAUCAAGUUGGAGAAAGCAGAGCAGGCUUUGGCAGCAGAGCUCGACAAAAUCAAAGGAUUCACUCAGGCCUUUGUGGCCGAGCGUAAAAAACUGUUGGAGAAACAGAAAGAGGAUGAAAUCAUCAUUCUGAAGCUGACAGAAAAACUGGACCAGCAGAAGAACCGCCUCGGUGUGGCUACAGAUGCCAGUCGUGCAGAUUUCAUGAGGUCAAGAAUUGAGGAUGAGCUGUCAUCCACAGGGCUCUUCCCCAACAAACUGGCCGGAUGUAAAAAGAGCCUCGACUACUUUAAGCUAGCAGACGAGAACAGUGGUAUUGUGAACAAGUUAGAGAAUGAAAAGAAUAGCAGUGUGGAAGGUUCAAAAGAGGAGGACAACAAGGUGAAGGAGCUGACGCUGGAGGUGGAGAGGCUUAAGAACCGCCUUAAACAGUUGGAAAUUGUUGAAGAGGAUUUGAAGAACUCCGAGUCCAUAAAUGGUGAACUCCAUGAAAAGUUCCAAACAGAACAAAACCGAGCUCGGCAAUUGAACGAGCAGUUGGAACAACUGAGGGCGCAGCUCUCAGGGAAAGAUGGAAAGGGAGGAAAUGGAGUAAGUAGUUUGGAUAAAAAUAGCAGUGAAAAAUCUAAAACUUGCCCCCACAGCCCUGCCAAGGUUCUGGAGAACGGCAAAGCUGAGAAUGAGGAGAUCAUUGUAAAAGGAGGCUUCAGACAUGAGAAGCCAAAGUUUAGAAGCGCAGCAGCUGGUUCAGAACCAAGUUCCCCCAGCCGCAAGAACAGGGAGCUCUCUCCUCAGCACAGAAGAGAAACCAAACUAAGAAGCAAAGAGCUCAGCUACUCUGACGGGGGUUCUCCAAAGUCUGCAAGGAGAGCUCUUAGUCCUGCACACAAGUUCCGAAGGACGCCUAAAACCCAAGCUGCUUUGAUUUCCUCCAAUAAUGGACUGAGGGACACAUCAAGGGUUCCCGAGGAAAAGACCAGAGGCACCACAUACAACUCCGUAAAUACAGCUUCUACUGAAAUGAAGAAAGUGUCUGUUCUUAGCCGUUACCCCCCAGCAGCAAACGACCAGAAGCCACUGAGGACCGCCCUUAAACAGCCUGAUGGGCAGAUUAAAAAGAGCAAAGGAAAGUUUUCAAGCUUGAGUGUAGGUAGCGACAGCGAAUCAAAUAACUCUGAUGUGCCGCCGGAAACAUCCAGUAUCAUAAACAGUGAUGCUGUGUUUGAGAAAGAAUUGGCUUCUGCUUCUGAUCACGAGUCUGUUGACCAGGUUCAAGAAACGGUCUCUGGAUCUAUUGGUUCAGCCAAAACAAAUGGAUCAUACAUAGCCUACAGAUCUCACCUCACUCCACUGCUGCCCAACGACCAGGGCUCAGAGGGUCAUUCUUCUGCUUCUGAAACUGAAUCCACAAGUUCAAGGCCUUCAGAACCAGAACCAAUCUCUGAUGUUGCUCCAACUGUAGGCAGUAGGAAUGCAGCCUCCAAAUAUACCAAAUACCCCCAUGUUCAUGACUCGCAUUCCGAGGGAUCUUCCUCUCGGAGUUCGUUUGAUGAGGAGAUGCACAGGACUCAGUAUGCUGAUGGGGGGCAUCAGGGACCCACGCAUACCCCCUCUGUGAUUGAGAUCCAGAGGGUGUACAGCCCAAGAGAAGCUCUCAGGUCAAAGGCCGUCAUCAAGCCCGCCAUCACUGAGAUUGACAGGAAGGAAAUUAUGAUUUCUGAACCUUUAUCUACAAACAGCAAACCCAGGAUCUCCACCAAGCCAGUUGUGAUGAGCACAUCCAGUAAAAUGACCAGCAGUAUAACCUUCUACCCUAACGACCCAAGCUCCUCCAGAACCAGCAGUCGUAGCAGCAGUGUGUCCAGUGAACCGACGGCCCUCAAGGAGCGCCAUACGUCUACCAGCAACAUCCUCAUAGGUCCCAGCCUUGACCACCAUGGCAGUAUUUCCAUCCCAUAUGAGAUCUCCAUACCCAAAAGUGAGAUCACCAUGCGGUCUUUCCAGGACCAGGACUGUGGGAGCUUCAACCACGGUGAUAACUCAUCAAGGUCCAAAUUCUACAAAGCCUCCAUGGUGGAGGCCUCUUCCUCCUCCUCUUCCAGCAGCCUGCGCGGCAGUCUUGGCGCUCAGCCCAUAGACAACACGUCUGCAGACGUCAAUGAUUCAGAAUCCGGUUUUGAGAGCAGCAGCAGCACGACUACAGUCACCAGCUGGAGAAGCCAAAGACAAAGCCAGUACUCUCCAGAAGACGGCAUACCAGACACAAAGAAUGUGACUGUGAGAAGCACCUGGAGAAACAAGGGUGCCACGCCAGGAAACGAGGCAAAAGCCAAAAGAGGAAUGUUGGAUGACUGGUCUGAAGAUGAAGCAGAGGCUUCAACGACAUGGAGGGCAUACCGUGCAACGACAUUUGAUGUAGACGAAUCCGUAAGCAGCGGAGCAGCAGCUGGUUUGACAGCACAGAAGGUAACCAAGCCAUCACCUGCAGAGGUGUACAUGCGCAGAAUCAACAGUGCUGCUACAAACACUAAGGAAGCAGAGGAACCGGCUCUUCGGCGAACCAGGAGCUCACAGUCUCCCACUCUGGAAACUGGAGGCUUGGGAAGGACGGUACCCCACGCACCUGUGACGUCUCAGUCCUGGAGUCGGUCAUACUCCCAACAAACACCGAGCACAUCCAACCCGGACCCCAGUCCCAACCCGAGCCACAGCCCGGCCUCAUGGAGACGCCUGCUACCCAGCAGCGACUCGCAGCUCCCAGGGGCUUCAAACGACCGGCCGCUCAAGGCUGCAGGAGCCUCCCCCAGAGGAGGAGGGGAGGCGUGGUCCGGCCGAUGGCAAGGGUCAGGACCCAGAACCGAGGGGAGGAUGGGAGCGGGAAGCAGACAGUGGAACCACCGUCAGUCUGAGCAUCACUAGAGGAGGCUCUAAAAAGGUCGUCACGGCCCACGGAGGACCAAACCCCCGUCUGCCAUCCACCGCCGUCCUCGUGUAACACCACCUUCUCCACAUUUCUCAGCCAGGCCGGAGAAGAAGAAGAAGCAGCAGCUGCAGCCCACAGAAACCCACAGACUGACUCUCUGUGCUCGCCGUAACCCUGGAAAGCCUGCGCGUCCUCUUCUGCUUCCUGAGCUGGAUGUAUUUUUAUGUAACCUCAACUUGACAAGGGAGAGGCUGGCAUGCCGGGGAACACUGGAGAUUUUCCUGCCUGCCAGAGAAGAUAUUCAAAUGGAUUUUCAGGAAGAACGACUUUAGUGCAAGAGCCUUUUUCCUGAGAACUAUUACAGAAACCUCAGUGGAGCUGAAAGCUUCACUUUUGGCCAGAUUUUCAUCCUCUCUCAGUUUUCUCUUCAGAGUUCUGACAGGGCAUCUCGGAGGCCUGGAUCGUCACCACAAACCAGGAGAUCUUUACUUUAACUGUGACCAAAAACAGGAAGCAAAUUACCCUCAUUGUCUUUCUUUAUUAUCCUUCAUGUUUUCGGUUCUUAUCUCGCGUGUUUGUCCUUGAAUCGGCGUGCAGAUGAACUCGCUUUCUCUGGCUGGUUUGUCAGGACUUCCCUUUAGCAUGUUUUUAGUCAAUAAAAAAAAGCACUUGAAUGCUUUGGACUCGGCAUGUAAUCUGCCGGGGUCUGCAGCAUUUUCAGGACACGGUAUUUCCGAUAAACUGGGACCUUAUUUGUGGGGGGGUUUUCCCCUCCUUUUUUCUGUAAUUUGCUUCCUGUUCUGCAUCAUUCGUUUCCGUUCGUCUCAAACCAUUUGAGGCAAAAAGAAUGCAGAAUUUGCGCAGUGAACGCGCAGAAAAAAAAAAGAAAAGACGGUGGAAGGGUCUACGUCAACCCAAACCAGGAUGUCGUUCCCGCGGUGCGUCGUUCCUGAGGUCGUGACGGCAACAUGGAGGCAAACGGAGUAUUAGGAGUCAUCAGCCUGCCAUCACAUUCACACACCUCUAGCACAGAAAGCUGGUGCGAGACUGGAUUCGCAGUGCGAAUCGUCCCAGAUCUUUUUUUUUUUUUCCUUUUUCUUUUGACUUUAUAGAAAAACGAGCGUCCACUGGGUUCUGUCGUUGUUGCAGCAGCAGCCACUGUUAGAAAUAGCCUUUUUUAUUGAGUGAAAAAAAUCCACAUUUGUGUUGGAAACAUGCGUCGGAACCUUCUUUGACAAGCUUCCUGCAGGGUUUUAGGAUGGGUAUUAGAUGGCCUCCUCUGAAGACAGUAACCCCAGAGGGACAUUUCUGAAGAAGACAGGAUUUUCAAGUGUGGGCGGGAUCGGUGGAAAUGUGGGAUUUCCAAAGCCACCCCCUAAAAUCAGACGUGCAACAGAGUUCAGAGCUCCUACUGUUACCAUGCAAGCAACAGAAAUGCAGAAGAAUGCACACCUCCACCUCUAAAUGCUUCAAUGUUUACCUUUUGCUGCAAAGAUCCACAUUAUGUUCAUGGGUGCCUUAAAUCCGGCAAGAGAUUGUCUAAAAAAGCAAUUUUGGUUUCUUUUAUGUGUUUUUUUUUUCACUGUCGUGGUGGGAACAUUGAAAGCAAGUAUUUUUGUACGUUGAGGGAACUUCUUUAAACCGUGAGGAGGCUCUGCUGACUUCAUGACAGGAAAGAGCAGACAUGCAAAGGCUCCCAUAAGUCCAACCGCGUUAUCUGUGCUUUUGUUUUUCUUGAAUUCUUAUCUCCCAGAAGUAAAGUCUGGUCCUCUAACUCCAGCGGUGGAUGCCGCCGGCUUAAAGAAACGUUUUAUUUAAGGCCAGAGGCCCGUCACCGGAGCCUGACGUACAGCUCCCCGGGUAGCUGAAAGGUCAGAGGUCAGGCAGCGUCUAAUCCUGUCUCCGCAGCUCGACUCGGAGCUUCUAAAUACGGCUGAUGGGACGACGGACAGCUUGGCAGGGCAUCCCGCUUUGUGGUUAAUUAAAACACACUUCUCUGUGAUCGGAUUGCCAGUGAAGCACGCGGCGUUUGGGGUGUUCGUGGCUCCGAGCUGGCCUCCCCUGCUCUCUUGUAUCACCUGCUUCCUUCCAUCCAAACGGCUCCUUUACCUCCCCUUGAACCGUCCCGCGUGCUCCCACUACUAAAGGAGCGAUUUAAAACGGGGGUGCCAGGAAGAGUCAACCUGUCGGAAACUGUAGGUUUUAUGGCUCAAGGGAGGGUUUCUCCUCCUCCAUUUGGGAGUUUUUUUUUUUUUUCUUUACCAAAAGGGCAAAGGUGAAACUCCAUCCUCGGCUCUGCUUGGAUCCCCUCCUCCUUACAAGACCCACAUGUACACGAACACUUCCGCCGUCCAGCGACCAGCUGCACCUUCAAUCCACGCGUUGGAACGACAGCAGGCCAGCCUCGAUGCUGUCAGCUGGAUGUGGGAGUUUGGUUUCCGCGCCUCUGUAGGGUUGAGGUUGGACGGUUGGGAACGGCGUCGCUCUCCCUCCUAUUUGUCUUCUUCUAUGAGGAAGACUAGAAGGUCUUUGGUGCAGACUGGAUCAGCGAGAACUCAGGAAGCGAGCAGACUUUUUGUCACCGAUUGGCGGCGUCUGUCAUCUGCACUUAACCAGCACUUAAUUCUAAGAAUUGAAUUGAAUUUCCCUGACCCAUCCCCCCUCCCAGCCCCUGAAAUGUACAGAUUUUUUAAAUAGCUUUGUGCUGAAUGUAUUAAAAUUGGAGUAUUUAAAAAAAACAAAAAAACAUUUCAAGGAAUUAUGUUUUAACAGAAACGUUGAGGUCUCCCUUCUAUUGUUGCGCCAAAUCAUUCCACACUGUGCUCUAAUGCCCCCCCCCCCCCCCCCACUGUAGUUACCCUCUGUUAUAUUAAAGGAGGAAAUCUUACAUUUUCAGACCUUUUUUCCCCACUCAUGUAUGUUUUUAUUUCUUUAUUAAACAAAAGAUCUUAUUUUGAAAUCUAUAUUGGAUAGAUUUUAUUUAAAGAAACUUGUAAUUUUGUAAAAUGGGCCUUUGUUAUUGAUGUAUAUUAAAUAUUUGUCCAUCAGGUUUUUAAAAACAAAAUCUUUUUGCUCCUUUUUUUUUUGACAAAGUUGUGUAUGGUGGUCUGUUUCUACACUCCUGGAGAGUCUUUUUUUUUCCCUUUUUCUUUUUUUUCUGCAUUCUGUAUUUGAGAUUUUACACAAACCUGCACAUGAUGAUGCAUCGGAGGGAAAGCGGGUGACCAUCCCUCAUUGAAUUGAAUUCUGGAGCUGAAGAGGGACGCUCUGUUGUUAUGCCAUUGUAAGUUUCAGGGCUCCAACAACCAGAGCUCUCCUUUUACCUGUAUUUAAAACUCAGACUUGACAGGUGUUCAAAGUUCUCCCUGUCUCCUCAGCGUCGAAGUCAUCAUUUCAAACACAAAAGCGUAGAUUUCACGGUUGAAUCUCAUAUCGGAGAAGUCGGACUGCAGGAUUGGAGUUUUCCUUUCAAUGUUAGGCUUGUGCAUGUUUUAACGUUACUGUGGCAAUCUGCAUGUAGGUCUCCUGAUGCUGCCAACUGUACAGUAAACCCAUAUGUAUUCCAAUAAAAAUAAAAAAAGCUAAUUAUCUGUAA
This is a messenger RNA of Oryzias latipes (Japanese medaka), 7636 nucleotides long. It is a transcript of the gene luzp1, whose product is annotated as leucine zipper protein 1. The record is from RefSeq and is a predicted model, not a curated record. NCBI's taxonomy places the organism in Eukaryota, Metazoa, Chordata, Actinopteri, Beloniformes, Adrianichthyidae.